Molecule: messenger RNA, 6626 nt
Organism: Sturnus vulgaris (Common starling)
Lineage: Eukaryota; Metazoa; Chordata; Aves; Passeriformes; Sturnidae
Gene: MARCHF8
Product: membrane associated ring-CH-type finger 8
Molecular function (GO): zinc ion binding
Source: RefSeq, a predicted model, not a curated record
UUUCUUUGUUUCUCAGGACUGUAAUGACUGUACUACUGUUUUAUUGUAACAGAGGGAAGUAAUAUUUGUUUUCCUGAAUGCUGCCCAGCUAGUUCAUAAUUGCAUUUAUCAGCUGAUUUGAUUUGAAGGGAACAGUUCUUAAGGAACUGGUUUUUCAGAGGUCCAGCUCGUGCUCAAUUCCCAUUGAAAUCAUGGAAGGGGUUGCUAAGAGCUCUGGGACUGUUAUUUACUGAGACUGUAGUUUAAGUGCUUGCUUGUCUAGCUGUAUUAUAUUAGUAAAAAUAAUAAUAUUCUUAUUUUGAGAAGAGUUAGCCAGAGCUGGCAGAUACUUCUGUUUCUCUGUGGGUCAUGUGUAGUCUACACAUGUAUAUUCCUGUAUGUUGAGAAGCUUUCAAAGGGAAGAUGGGGAACUUGCAGAAGAAUCUCUUGUCCCCUUUCUAAGCCUUUCUUUUGAUUUUUAGCUACUCAGUAACAUGAUUUAAAAAUAUAUUCGAACUUCAAGUCUUGAAGCUAAUUAGUUUUGGGACAUUAGCAGGUGGAGGAAAGGAGGAACUGAGAUAAUAAAGGGAGAAGUUACAGCUAAGCUAGUAAACGGUGCAAGAUGUAUAGGCAGACUCAGAGCUGUAAAUAGCAAUAAUCCAGAAUUAUAUCUGCCUGGUCUGAAUACAAGGGUUCUUUUCAGGGUUAGUACAACAUUAGUAGUGAAAUGUGAAAGGUAGUGCAGGAAAGGAAGUGUUAGUUCCUCUCCCUUAAGCUCUCUUGAUUAGAUUUGUUUGUCAAGUUAACAAAUGCGUGUGAAGUGCAUGAGGCUUGAUAACAUCUCUUAAAUAAUGCUGUUAACAAAGUACUGAUUAAGCUACAGUAAACUAAAAUGAAACGCAGAUGCAGGAUCCUCUUUUUGAAAAUGCACAUCUGUCAUCUCUAGAAGAGGAUUACGUAAGAUACAUUAGUAGGGGAAGAGUCUGAACAAGCUCAAAAUGAAAUAAAUAAAAGCUGCAAACUGGAGCCAACACAAGCUGAUAGGAUUGGGAAUACUUGCAAAUAUGGAAAAUGUGGUGUACAGAAAGUAGGCAUAAGCUAUAUCCAUGUGAAAUGUCCAAGUAGCUAGGAAAAGUUAAGAUGCACACAGGAAUUUGCUAAAGUCAUUGGAUGAGGACUCCUGUUACCUUUGGAACAAUGACAAAAACACAAAACCAAAGAAGUUUUUAAAUGGAGCUUUGAGAUUUCACAUCAAGACCUCCAGCAGAAAAACAGAUUCCGAAUCUGCAUUAAUAGAUUAUUUCAAGCCUUAUUAUGAGAAAGUAAUCCAGCUGAUAAAGAUGUUACACCAUCUAGCAGCAGUCAAAUUUCUUCAGGGAGUUUCCAUUCCAUUUUGGGUUGGUCAGGUUUUCUGCUGCGUAGAGGGGAAGUUUCAGAAGACCAGAUUGCAUGGCAGCAAUCCACAAAGUCUUAGAGCAGAAUUUUCAGCCUGCAUCUGGAACGUGCUCUGUAGUCUACAGAUUAAUCUGGCAGGAUUGUCACAGUGGAUGGUACUUCAGUGUCUGCAUUAUGUGGACAUCAGUGAUCUGUUGCUUUAUUUUUAACCCAUCCACCCUGCAACAGAUUCAGAGCACUGACGUAGGUGUUGCUGCUCACCAUCACUGCUGGGGACGAGGGCGGUUGAAGAGAAGGGUAAGAAACCUUGGGGCAGACCAGAACAAUUCACCAGUGAAAUUCUCUCCAAUUCCUUUCUGUUAGUGACUGUCAUCUUCCUUCUGCCGCAGGUUCGAGGGCAUAUCUUUCAUGCAUAUAAAGACAUAUUUUUUCAAUCCAGAAUACCUAUUGUACUUUAAGCAGGAAAGCAACUGACCUAUUUGACUGCUGUAGUUUUUCACCUUCUGACUAAUACAAAGCAUUUGUACACACCUACAAGCAUCCUCAGGAUGCAUUUCUUUUGGUAAGGCCUGUGUACAUCUGCAGCCAGUGCCACUGCAACUCCAGAGCGUCUGUUGAUGUUUUCCGGCAUACCUGGUAUAGCAAGGGAAUAUGGUGCAGUUUCUGAAGUAUAAAUGACCUGAUAGAAAUGACCUAGUAGAAUCCCAGCUGUUCAGAUAGCAUGUUUGUUACUAUAGUAGGUACUAAACCACAGACAGGAAGUCAUGAUUUGUGCUUACUUGCCCCAUUCCAGUUGUGAAUCUUUGGCAGAGAAUAGUUUAGCCUUUAUUUUGGAACAUGUAAUGGGCAGAGGGCUGCGGUAGGUGGCAGGUGAGGGAGGACUUCCGUCUAUGUUCUUCCAAUGGCACUUGACACUCUAACAAUCCAGCAAGUUACAGAUCAUUUGGUUCAUCUCAUGUUCUUGCUGUCACUUGGGAAACUGAAAUCUUGACAGAGUGGACGAUUAAAGUGGGAAUUCAAGUGGUUUCCAUCUACUCCUGUUACACUGAGGUUUCCUGUUGUUGCUGUUGUCCCUUCUGAUUGUUGAGGGAUACAUCUGGUGCAGGUAGUUCAGUUUGCAAGAUGCAGAUUGAGCUCUGGGUGGGAGCCUGAGACAAGAGGCCAUGGAUUGCCAGCCUCUUGGACAACCAAGGACAUGAAGAUGAGUGGUGCCAGUGAGGUAGGUGAAUGGACACUGGGAGACACAGCAGGAGCAGGGGACUUGGGAGGAAGAGUGAGAUUUUUAUGCAGGUAGACUGUGAUGGGCUAAAAGUCCAGGGCUCCUUUGGGGGUAGAAGCACCAUUUCAGGCUGUUUCUGUGCUACUGCUCUGUGAAUAAAUGAUUUUGUGGAACAAGACAUCUGAGAUGCUUCCGUGGGAAAGCUGGGGUCAAGCUAGUGAGGAAAUCUGGUCUGACUGUGUGAGUGGGGUGUGCAGGGAAUCAGGCAGGGGUCUCGUGGGCUCACAGGAGUCACCUGCUUUGGAGGGGCUUUGGUCCCAGCAGUGAAGGUGUCUGGUGUUGGAUGUGACUGGCAGAGAGUCAUGUGGAUGGUCAGACUGGAAGGUUUCCUUAAAACCAAGUACUUCAUGCUGAUAACCCAGAAGAACCUAAUUUUCUGCUUCUGUCAGAUGUACUAUUCAGGGGAAUGCCCCAGACACCAGGCCCAAGUCAUGUGCAUGCUCUUCCUUCCUUUUAUACUUCUCAACUACUUUGAGAGACUCUGUCCUGUUUUCUCUGAAUCUGACUGAUUUUGCUGCAGCUUUGUGGUUCCAGCAAUGUAAUGAGGACCCAGGUGGUGUGGUUCCAGGUGUCUGCAGGCAUUUUUUGUUAUUGUUUUGCUUGUCCUGCAGAUAGCAAAACUGGACUAUCUGAGUGGCUGAAAUCUUAGCUUCACUGAGCUAAGAUCAUCUGGGGGCUCUGCAGCCAGGAUUUUGACCUCCUUUGUCUUUUGAAAUGGCCUUUGUUUCUGAAGGCUCUCUGCAAUGGCAGUAUGGCUGGAGUCCAUCUUUUAUCUAUAGCCACACUGGUUCCUAAGAGUAGCAACUGAGCUUCAAGCUGUCUUCUGUCUUGGCAUUCCUAUGUGCCCCAGCCAGCUUUGCAGGAAGUUAUGAACCAAAUAAAGCACAGUGAAGGAGGAAGCUGAGCCCUUACCUGCCUCCUCCUGGGCAAGUGUACUCUGCUGUUGGGUGGAGAUUCUGUAGAAAUGAGGAAUUCUCAUUUUUUGUGAGGUGUGGCCUAAACAUCUAACUGGAAUCCUGAAGAGAAGGGACUAUCUAGGAGCAAUCUCCUUGCAUUAGCAUUUCUUCCUUUUUGGCAGGCCCCCAGUUUGAUGUGCCUCAAGUUUGGAUCCAAAUUUGCAGGUGCCCAACUCCUCACCUUUGAAUCAGUUGCAAGGCCUUACAAUGGCACGGAAUGAGCACUGCGUUCAAGCCUCCUUCCUGUAAAUGAUAGGACCAAACAAGGCGGUGUGAUGAACAUGCCACUGCAUCAAAUCUCUGUCAUUCCAGCUCAGGAUGUUACCUCUUCCAGAGUCUCCAGGAGCAAGACCAAAGAAAAAGAGGAACAGAAUGAGAAGGCUUUGGGGCAUUCCGUGAGCCGCUCUAGUAACAUCUCAAAGGCUGGAAGUCCAACCUCUGUCUCUGCCCCUCAUAGCUUCUCUCGGACUUCUGUUACACCAUCCAACCAGGACAUCUGCAGUUCCAGUGCAGUGUUUUCUGAGUGUUGUCAUCACAGUCCAGUGCAGUCUGCUGUUGUCUUGAAAAAUCCGCACUGCCAGAGCCCUCUGACACAAGGGGUCACUGUGACAGUAAUCUGUCAGGACACGUUACAUGCAGCAAACAGAAACUCCCGUGGGCAGGAUCGGGGCCAGGCACUCAGGUCUGCUAAGAAUGUAAAGCCCACCCACACUCUGAAAUUCUCCAAGUCCCUCAAUGACGUGGACCAGAAGGCGCAGAGCACCAGCGAGUGCUUUGAUUAUGUGGAGCGAACACGCUCAGAAGGCAAACUGACCCCGAACCAAGAGCAGUGUUUAAGGAUUAACAAAUUUCAUCUUAAAGAGAGGAAACCGCUGAAUCUCAGGCCUCUUUCUUUUAGCAAUUCUAAGCACUCCUAUAUCCCUUCCUUUUCCAACUACUCAAGUGCAUCGGGAGGAGCAGAGAACCACAGCGCUGUACAUAUCCCCCUGCUGGAGGACAAGGUGGACCAUGACUCCUCAAGGAGCAAAAAACUGUUGCGUUACCUUUUUUCCUUCUCCCACACCUCCAGCAUCAGCAGCCUGCAUAAAUUUCAUGAACUGGAGAGCUAUUCCAGUCACUUCCAAGCUGACAAAUCCUCCAGCAUGCUGGUGGAAAGCACGGACUUCUGCUCUGAUGAUAUGGGAGAUGAUGACGUCUUUGAGGACAGCACCUCAGUGAAACUCAAAGCAAAAGAGCAGCGGGCACCGCUCUGUUCAGUUGAGAAGGACAGUGACCUUGACUGCCCUUCCCCCCUCUCAGAAAAGUUACCCCCUCUCUCCCCUGUGUCCACAUCGGGGGAUACCUGCAGGAUAUGUCACUGUGAAGGAGAUGAUGAGAGCCCUCUGAUUACCCCCUGUCACUGUACGGGAAGUCUUCAUUUUGUGCACCAGGCCUGCCUGCAGCAAUGGAUCAAGAGCUCGGAUACGCGAUGCUGUGAACUGUGCAAGUAUGAGUUCAUCAUGGAGACAAAACUGAAGCCUUUGAGAAAGUGGGAGAAGCUGCAGAUGACAGCCAGUGAAAGGAGGAAGAUCAUGUGCUCUGUAACAUUCCACAUCAUUGCCAUCACCUGCGUUGUGUGGUCUCUCUAUGUCCUCAUAGACAGGACUGCUGAAGAGAUUAAACAGGGACAAACUACCGGUAUUCUAGAGUGGCCAUUUUGGACUAAGCUGGUAGUUGUGGCUAUUGGUUUCACUGGAGGACUUCUGUUCAUGUAUGUGCAAUGCAAGGUGUACGUACAGCUGUGGAAGAGACUUAAAGCUUAUAAUCGAGUAAUAUAUGUACAAAACUGCCCAGAAACUAGCAAAAAGAAUAUUUUUGAAAAACCUGCACUAAUGGAGCCAAACUUCGAAAGUAAAGAAAUGUUUGGGGUUCACCAUUCAGACACAAACUCUUCACAUUACACAGAGCCAGAAGACUGUGCUGCAGAAAUCCUUCAUGUCUGAUUGCUAGGUAUAAGGGGUGUUUCUGUAUGUCCUUGAAGAUUUGAAUAUCAUUGUUUACUGCAAACUGCUCUACCUUUUUAAAAUCUGCAAACAGCUGCAGGCUGGCGGAUGAAUUUUUUACGUUUGUAUUUUUGUUGGAAUUUUUUAAAAUCCCUUAGGCAUAUCUGUCAAUGUCAUCAUGGUUGCAUACCUCUCCACAUUUUGUGUCUCGUACUGGCUGAUCAAAGAGCCACAGGAUAUUGUGUAGAAUGAGCCUUGGGUUUGGUAUCAAGGAAGCCGCCAGCGAGCUGUCAUCAACUUCACGGAGAGUGUCACUUUAGAACAUGGCUCUUAAGUGAUUCUGGAGGAUGUGUAGUGUGGGCUUGGUUGGUUGGUCUGUUCUUUUUGUGUGAUGAAGGAGGUUGUCCCAGACAGUGAGAGAAAUGAGAGAGAGACUAAUCUGCCACUAACAUUGUGUCUUAGGCAGCAGGUGUAAAAUUUUGCUUUACAUAUUGCGAUGAGACUUACAAAGCAUAUAGCACUUUUAAAAAUCUUUAUUUUGUGAUAUGUAUGUCAAAUGAGAAUGAAACUUGAAAGAAUGUGUCAUUUUUGAAACAUUUAUUCAUUCUUUACCCCGUCUUUUCUUCUGGAACAUAAACCUCUUGCCUUACGAAAAAGAUUUUAAAAAUUUCAGCCUGUGAUUUCCAACAUAUACCCACAUUAGCUUACUAAACAUAACACUAAAAAACUCUGCCUCUUUGGGUUUCCUUUGAGGAGCAAUUUUCUUCAAAGGAUAUUGCACUUGUGACUUGUAUAUGAGGAGUAGUGGAUGUGUACAAUGUCUGUUUUCAGUGGUUUCAGUGCUCUGUUUUGGGGAUUGGUUUUGAUUCUUUUUUUCCCCAACAGGUCAGACCAUCAACAUACCUGUACAUAUAUACCUAAUGUAACUUUCAUUCCAAACCAUUGGCGAAGGGUUUGUUGCUAUAUUGAUAAAAAUGUGAGCUGUUACAGAAAAAAGGAAACUUAGUCAAUACAGCUGAAACUGGUUUUCUUUCU